Pseudo-nitzschia multistriata is the source of this 1596-nucleotide messenger RNA. The record is from the annotation of a GenBank genome assembly. NCBI's taxonomy places the organism in Eukaryota, Bacillariophyta, Bacillariophyceae, Bacillariales, Bacillariaceae.
CAUAUCAUUGUCAUUGAAUUGUCUUUUUGGACAGCACGAAUAGACGUCGAAAACGAGUUAAUUCGUUCGCAGCGAAUAGUUUGCCCAAAAUCGCGAAUCCUUUCCGAAGGAAAAAAAUAGCAUGCAUCGCAGAGCAAUCAACCAAAGGAAGGCCCGAAGAGACCAUACUGCACCCAUCUCGUUGUUCGAAUCAACCUUUUUGUGCAUUUGCAUCGUAGCAAUUGCCGUUCCCAUGCACCAUUGUGCAACGGCGUUUUCUUGUCUGAAGGCUUCCGCUCACCACAAAAUCAACCCUCGAACGAACGCAAUGGUAAAAGUCCUCGAUCGAGCCAAGUUCCUUUCGGCCUCUGCGGCCACCUUUGCCUCUGGGACGGCGGGAUUUGUUGCUGCCAAUACCAAUCCGGAACAGUGCGAGGCCAAGGCCGUUGCUGCCGGGAGCCAGWACCCUCGCUACAUCGACAAGGAACUCCAGAUGUCCCUUGGAGACGACGGGAGUGGUAAUCCCCGUACCCGGGGCAUUCUGGUGCGGCGCAUGACGGGAGAUUCGACCCCGUAUGAGUUCCCCGUACAACCCGUUCGGCUGGUCCAGACCUGGCCGGAGGAAUGGCCCUUUAAGGAGCAAGACUUUUCCCGGAGCGAUCCCAGCAACGACAAGGGAUUUUACACCAUUCCUAAGCUGGUUUACCACAUUGACGAACCAGCGGUUGCCUCGCUCACACAAUACUACCGCAAAAACAUACCCGCCAAGUCCGACAUUUUGGACAUUUGUUCCUCGUGGGUCUCCCAUUACCCGUUGGAAUUCCCCGAGACCAUGAAGAGCAUCAGUGCCACCGGCAUCAGCGGUCUCGAACUGGGAUUCAACGAUCAGCUGACGGGUGGAUUCGAGGCCCGAGAUCUCAAUGAGGAUCCAACGCUUCCCUACAAGGACAACUCCUUUGAUGUGGUGACGUGUGUCGUAUCCAUCGACUACCUGAUCGAACCCGUCAAGGUUUUGAAAGAAGUUCACCGUGUGUUGCGUCCCGGGGGCAAGGCCAUUAUCUCUCAAUCAAAUCGGUGCUUUCCGACGAAGGCUAUUGCGAUGGUCCGUACGCUGCUGUUAUUCCUGUUUUUUUCAUAUUCUGUUGCAUAGCCAAGCUUGUUUCGGUUGCAUUAGGAUGUACUUCGGACUUCUCACCCUUCGUCGUGUUUCUUACCGCUCAUGCCUUGAYUGCAGUGGCUACAAAUGAAUGAUCGUCAGCACCUUGAAUUGAUCAAUGGGUACUUUCAGUAUGCGGGCGGUUUUGAACCCCGCAAAGCCUUUGAUAUCACAGCUACUCUUCCAGAUAAUGGAUACCGAGAUCCCAUGUUUAUCGUCGAGGCGGUCAAAGAAAGUAAAUCGGAUUAGUACGACGCAUACUUCGGCACAUCUCAGACCCUGCUAUGGCUUGUAAUCCUAUGCAGCAACAAAACGCAACAAAAAGGAACAAAACACAUUGCACCGCAACACAACGCAGUGUCCAAAUACCGCCUGAGAUAAGAAACAGGCGGUUCCUUCGAUUUCGAAAAAUGGUUUUCGAAAUAACAUGGGACUAGUCCAAAUAAAACCAAGUCGUAUAU